Messenger RNA from Kickxella alabastrina, 1686 nucleotides. Its product is annotated as malic enzyme. Gene Ontology annotation, cellular component: mitochondrion. The record is from RefSeq and is a predicted model, not a curated record. Gene Ontology annotation, molecular function: malate dehydrogenase (decarboxylating) (NAD+) activity; NAD binding. Lineage: Eukaryota; Fungi; Kickxellomycota; Kickxellomycetes; Kickxellales; Kickxellaceae. The transcript is spliced from 5 exons. Bases 1 to 1686 code for a protein of 561 amino acids. Gene Ontology annotation, biological process: malate metabolic process; pyruvate metabolic process.
AUGUCUCCUUACGGCGUUGACUCUGAAAUCUGCUCUGACCGCCGCUCGCGCAGCAGCUCGCCCGACCCGCUGGCCUCGAAUGCCGGUACAGCUCUUCCUUACGCCACACGCUCGGCCCUCCAUCUCAAGGGCCUGGUUCCAUCGGGUGUCGAGAACUUUGUCAUGCAGGAGCAGCGCGCCCUCGAGCAGUUAAACAUAAAAAGCACAAAUUUGGAAAAGUACAUUUUCCUCUCGUGGCUGCGCUCGACCAACAUCAACCUGUUCUACCGCCUGGUGCUGCACAACCUCAAGCAGAUUGCACCCGUCAUCUACACGCCGACAUACUCGCACAUCUACCCGUUCCUCGCGCCGCCCAACGCCGUCGACGGGCUGUACAUUUCGCUGAACGAGGUGGAAACAUUGCCGAGAUUAUUGCCAACUACCGGCGACGAGCCAGAGAUUACCGUGAUUACGGACGGCUCGCGGAUUCUUGGCCUGGGCGACCUCGGCAUGAACGGCAUGGGCAUCCCCGUUGGCAAGCUUCAGCUGUACGUGGCCGCCGCCGGACUCAACCCCAACCGCUGCCUGCCCAUUGUGCUAGAUUUUGGAACGGAUACGGAAAAGUACCUUGAGGACCCGCUGUAUCUGGGCAUCCGUCACACCCACCGAGCACGCUUUGGCCUGCUCGAGCACUGGCGCCGCAAGGCCCUGUGCUUCAACGACGACAUCCAGGGCACCGGAUGUGUCAUCCUCGGCGGCUUCAUCUCUGCCGUCGAGCAGGCGGGCAUCCCGCCGCAGCACCAGCGCAUCAUGUUUGUUGGCGCGGGCUCUGCCGGCGUUGGCGUUGCCAAGCAGCUGAUUGACUACUUUAUCAUUGAAUAUGGCAUCCCUGAGAGUGAGGCCAAGGCCAUGUUCUGGUUUGUUGACUCGCGUGGCAUGAUCACGGCCAACCGCGGCGACAAGCUUGCCCAGCACAAGGUAUACUUUGCGCGCACAGACAAUGGAACCAUUCAGUGCAAGAGUAUUGAGGAGACCCUGGAAUAUGUCAGACCGACAGCACUUAUUGGCCUGUCGACCAUCUACAAGGCCUUCAGUGAGAAGAUUCUCCGCCGCAUGAACGAGAUCAACGCGCAGUCGCGCCCUAUCGUCUUCCCACUGUCCAACCCUGAGACCAAGGCUGAGUGCACGUUUGAGGAGGCCAUGCGCUGCACCGACAACCGCGUGCUGUUUGCGUCUGGUACGGCAUUCCCUGAGUACACCAUCCCGGGCACUGACGACGUUCGCGUGCCGGGCCAAGGAAACAACAUGUACGUGUUUCCAGCCAUCGGGCUUGGCGCCGUCCUUUGCAAGCCCAUCUGUAUUACCGACACAAUGAUAUACGCUGUGUCCAAGGCCCUGGCUGAGUCCCUCAAUGCCGAGGAGAAGGGCAAGGGUGAGCUGUACCCGCGCAUCGAGCGCAUUCGCGAGGUGUCCGCCCAGCUCGCCGCUGCAUUUAUCCGGCAGGCCGUGCGCGAGGGCCUGGCCAAGGACACCAAGUGGGUCGAACUGUGCCCGCCUUGGCGUUCUCCUGGUGCUCGUGCUGGUGGUAGUAGUGGGAGCGGUCGUGGAAAUGGCGCCUCUUUCCGUCGCAGUCCACCUCGUGGCCCUCCUGGUCGCGGUCCAGCGACAGGUGGUCAAAGGCGCGCGCAAGACCAGCCGACGGGUUGA